Molecule: messenger RNA, 1394 nt
Organism: Cuscuta campestris
Lineage: Eukaryota; Viridiplantae; Streptophyta; Magnoliopsida; Solanales; Convolvulaceae
Source: the annotation of a GenBank genome assembly
GCCAUCUCAACUGAUAAGUGAAAUUUGUGAAGGUCUCAUGAAGAUAUGUCUUUGAAGAUGAUAGACUACAUUGUUGAUAAACAUUACAUUGACAUUGAUUCUGAGAAACAUAAAAAAGUGAAGAGCUUCAAAGGGGUUUCCUUCUUACUGCCAUGUACCUCUUCUUACCAAUGUAGGAAAUGAUAAUUGCUUCUGAGAGUAAUCAAACUAAUAGCUUGAAAGAAAAGCAGUUCUUGUAUGAUAUUGUUGCGAAUGGGAGAAAUGGCAUCGAUGUUGACAAAUUUGAUUAUAUUAUCCGUGACUCCCGGGCUUGUGGUCUUGGUUGUAAUUUCCAGUUUGAGAGAAUUUUGGACGCAAUGCACGUAAUUGAUAAUGAGAUAUGCUAUCGUGCCAAAGAAUAUCUUACCAUCCACAAGUUAUUCUAUACAAGGGCUGAUUUGCACCGGACAGUCUAUAUGCACUCAAAAGUGAAGGCUAUGGAACUGAUGGUUGUUGAUGCUUUGGUUAAGGCAAAUGAUUAUCUUCAAAUUGCAUCAUGCAUUGAUGAACCAGCUCAGUAUUGGCAGUUAGAUGACACAAUAGUAAAAACCAUUGAAACAAGUUCUUGCCCAGAGCUGAAGGAAUCCAGAGAUCUCAUCCUUCGGAUUCGUAGAAGGGAAUUGUACCAGUUCUGUAACGAAUUUGCCGUGCCAAAGGAGAAGAUGGACCAUUUCAAACCAGUCACCCCUCAAGAUGUGAUUUGUUCCCAGAGUUCCAACGGGAACGUGCCUAUGCUAAAGGAAGAAGAUAUUGUCGUAACUAAUGUCAAAAUUGACCUGACACGCGGUAGAAAAAAUCCACUCGAACGGUAUGUGUGGUAGGAAUACCAUAUGAUACAAUUACUUUGAACCCUCAUCUGUUAACUGCUUUCUUUUCUGCUGUUUCGUGACCCUUCGGCUUCUCCAGCAUCAACUUUUAUAAGGAUUUCGAAAGUCAUGAAAAGUUUCCCAUCAAAGAUGACCGUGUCAGUCACUUGUUGCCUGCGUGUUAUCAGGACAUGAUCGUUCGAGUUUACUCCAAAAAACUUGAUCUGGUGGGAGCGGUUUCAGAGGCCUUUGAGAACUUUCAGCUCAAGACAUACGGACAGAAAACGCAGGUGCAUGCUACUCCCGAGAAGAAGAAACGCCCAAGGUAUAUAUAGGUCAUUGCUUAGGCUUUCAGAAACAUGACGGUAUUCUGCUAUUCUCCAAAACGAAGACUACACGUACAUUUGUUCUUAUUAGUUCUUACUGUUAGACGCUUAAAAAAACAUUAGGUUUAUAUAUAUAGAUUGAAGUGUAAAUGCAUAUGUCAUCCAUCUCCUCUAAUGGUUUGAACUCAACUCUUCAAUCUGUGGGAAGUUAUUGAUAUCCUUA